CUGGGAAUCAACAUUUUCGAUAUGCUUCAUUUCCCUAGACACCUUUCUUGUUAAAUUGAGAUCGGACCAAUGCGAAUAUGUCAAUCCCGGGAUUAGGAGAAAUACCAUCAGUCGCGGACCCGACUACCUCAUCUGCUGCCGCCGUAACACCAACUACUAUCGAGACUCUCCAACCUUUCUGGGAAUACAGAUUCGAAGUUCCUCAUGGCUCCACUUUAGAUAUCAAGUUAAUUUCAGGAACUGCCGAGAAGGAUGGCACCGAACUCGCCCCAAAUACGCCGUACACUUUUACGGCGACAAAGUCGAAGAUAAAUACGUGGCAUGGGUGUGCUCUCGAAAUAAUUUGCCCUUCCGGAAGCUACGAUGCAUAUACGUCAGAGCCGACAGCAGACGAGACACCCAUGGUCAGCUACCUGAAUUUGCAUUUCAAACUCGAAGCCAUUCGCAGUGCCGCAGAGAAAGCAGGACAAAUGGGGCCACGAGUCUUGGUCGUCGGGCCGCCGAACGCCGGGAAGACAAGCUUGGUCAAAAUGCUCACAGGGUGGGCAACACGCAUGGGUCGUCAACCUCUCGUUGUAAAUACGGAUUGUCGUGAGGGUAUGCUCGCAUUACCAGGUUCGCUAAGCGCUGCCGUCUUCGCGACUAUCAUCGACAUCACAACGGAAUGGGGCAGCACGCCAAGCAGCGGGCCAAGUGCCAUACCAGUCAAGCUUCCGAUCGCGUAUAACUACGGUUUAGGGCAACCCGAAGAAAACAUGAGACUCUAUAAGAGAGUAAUAAGUAGGCUAGCUGUGGCGGUAACCUCCCGGCUCGCGGAGGAUCCCGAUGUAAAGACAGCCGGCCUGCUGAUCGAUACGGGUGGAAUCAACGCUUCUAAGGGGGGCUACGACCACAUAGCCCAUAUAGUAUCCGAGUUUUCGGUCAACAUCGUGAUCGUAGUAGGCUCGGAGCGUAUGGGUAGCGAGAUACAGAAGAGGUUUGCUGGGCAGAAAACUACACUGGAUGAACCCAUCACUGUGGUUAGCCUAGAUAAGUCAGGGGGCGUCGUUGAAAGGGAUGCGGGAUUUCUGCAGCAGGUCCGUGAAACAGCCAUUAGGGAAUACUUUUUCGGCAAUGUGAAUACUACGUUGAGCCCAUUUACACAACAAGUCGACUUCUCGGCUUUGUCAGUCUGGAGAGUUGUUGAAUCAUCCCCCUCAACAGCACAUGAAGAUGAAAUCUACAAUGAUACGAUGCUGGAGAAGGUUGAGCCGUCGCUCAUGAUGCAAAACUGCCUCCUUUCAGUUGUCUACGCAUCGAUCCACGACCCGGCAGACACGAUCCGCGAUUCUAAUGUUAUGGGUUACGUAUACGUCGCCGAUGUUGACGAAAAGCGACGGAAGCUUAAAGUUCUGGCACCAGUGAAUGCUCGCUUGGGAGAUAGACCACUCCUCUGGGGAAGUUGGCACGCGUGAAGCCUAUUACUGUCACAAAUACCCUAUUCGGAUCAUCUUAUGAUAUACGGACGGGAAGCAUGGCGAGUAACAGGAAAAGAAAAACAACCAUUCGACGGGAAAUGAAGAUAACGAUGUUGACUCGGGAUCUACUAGAGCGCAGUUGAUAUCGACCUGCACGCGAAGUCGUGUUCAAAUUUCGCCAUUGGUUGAUAAGCCCACAUGGGAUGCUUAAACGGAUCGAUAGAAAGAAGGCGGAAAUUCCUAGGAAAAUCACGAACGCGUUUCAACAGCUGGCCGGAGCAAAUUAUGGCGUGAAUGACAAAAUUGGAAAUUUUAUGCUAUCCUCGGGCAUUACUACAUAUUUCCACACUGACGACGCCUUGAACAACAUUGCAGUUCGCUAAAAUCCAGCUUGCAUAGAGCCGAUUUGCAUAUUACCCCGAGCAUUGGUGACUCUACGCGGUUAAAUCUAUGGUUUUAGAUCUCGCAACACCGACUACGCCUAUUCAAGGAAAAGGGCUCGAUGAUCGGAUUGCUUAUUGAUUGACCAAAAAAAUAUUUAUCUGGAUUAGCUAGCGAGAUACAAUUCUCGGCAUGGGGGUUGAGCUCGGUUUGGUUGCUAAUGCCAAUUCUACUCGGUUUGCUUUGAGGCGACGCUUAACAGGUUGAAGUUAUAUUCGCGUUACGAUGGGCAAGAUCACAUGGCCAAAGUUGCCUUAAAAUAAUGAAUAUAAUAUUCAAUCAGAAA
Molecule: messenger RNA, 2184 nt
Organism: Annulohypoxylon maeteangense
Lineage: Eukaryota; Fungi; Ascomycota; Sordariomycetes; Xylariales; Hypoxylaceae
Product: Clp1-domain-containing protein
Exons: 4
Coding region: 78-1454 (458 amino acids)
Biological process (GO): tRNA splicing, via endonucleolytic cleavage and ligation
Cellular component (GO): nucleus; mRNA cleavage factor complex
Molecular function (GO): polynucleotide 5'-hydroxyl-kinase activity
Source: RefSeq, a predicted model, not a curated record